This is a messenger RNA of Folsomia candida, 980 nucleotides long. RefSeq lists its product as uncharacterized. The coding region runs from base 329 to 871 and encodes 180 amino acids. The transcript is spliced from 4 exons. The record is from RefSeq and is a predicted model, not a curated record. Lineage: Eukaryota; Metazoa; Arthropoda; Collembola; Entomobryomorpha; Isotomidae.
AUCUGAAUUGUAAAAAUUAAUUUUUGGUUCAAAGAAAAAUGAAUUAAACUUAGCCAAGUCGUAAAAUAAAUAAAUGAAUGAAAAUUUGAGACUAGCGGUAAUAAACUUAAUGAUAUUUGAGUAUGCAUGAUAACAAUGAGACAGUCCGCAAAACUGACUGAAACCGUCUCAAUGUUGUUUGCUAAACAAGUUGAGACUUGUUACGCUCAAACAACGGCAAAGGAGAAGAACUUUCCGAUCAUUCUCAACUGGUACAGUUGAAAGUUGUAAUUCAAAAUACGUCUGUAUUAAAAAAAAUUAUUAUCGUUUUAAAAACAAUUCCCACCACAUGGAGUCGGACAGUACAUCCUCUGGUUCCAAUGAUUGUGAUCCAGAUUACGAAGGAGAAAACUAUUCAGAUUAUAUGGAGUCAGACGAAGAUGUCGAGCAAGAUGUGAUGACGGUGAAGAGCCGAAAAAGGAAGAUGUGUGCCAUUGAUUCUGAUGAAUCGGACAUUGAGGAAGGAAAUAAAGUUGAUAAUUUAGACCGGUCUAAUGAUGACCCUCAACCUGGGUCCUCUACUAAUAUUGCCGCAGAUUGGAAUCAACCAGAGAAUUUCCAUCUACGGCGUUACAAGAAGUUGUCCGACAACCUCCUAGAACAAGAACGUCGGGAACAACUAAUUGAUUGGUUAAAGGAAGUUGAGAACGACCCAUCAGCUGGUCGAAAAGAUCUAGAUCCACGGCGGAAGGACCUCGAGACUGCAGCCAACUGGGGUCAAAAAGAUCAGGAGCAUCUGGAAAUUCGGUUCGAUAAACGCAUCCCUGGUUCACCAGUUAAAGGAUAUUACAUCAUUAACAGCAAUGGUUUACGGAAUAGGCUGUCGUCAUAAAGGGUGUUAAUAAAGUCCGAUCCCAUGCAUUUUUUGGAGCGUGGUUGUUACAAAUUCAGCUGGAACUUUUGAACCAGUGAAGUUAUUUAUUUCAAAUUUUUACCAUGGG